Messenger RNA from Podarcis muralis (Common wall lizard), 3927 nucleotides. RefSeq names its product N-alpha-acetyltransferase 16, NatA auxiliary subunit (gene NAA16). Gene Ontology annotation, cellular component: NatA complex; cytoplasm. Gene Ontology annotation, molecular function: protein binding. Gene Ontology annotation, biological process: N-terminal peptidyl-methionine acetylation. The record is from RefSeq and is a predicted model, not a curated record. Lineage: Eukaryota; Metazoa; Chordata; Lepidosauria; Squamata; Lacertidae.
CGGCGCUGGGCCGGGGCGAGGGAGCUGAGGGCCGGCCGCGCCCGCCCGGGCCAUCGCGGGCUGCCGGCGAAGCCCCGCCAUGCCUGCCGCGCCGCUGCCGCCCAAGGAGAGCAACCUCUUCAAGAGGGUCCUGAAAUGUUAUGAACAAAAACAGUACAAAAAUGGACUCAAAUUCUGUAAGAUGAUCCUUUCCAAUCCAAAGUUUGCUGAGCAUGGAGAAACUUUGGCUAUGAAAGGACUGACCUUGAAUUGUUUAGGGAAGAAAGAAGAAGCAUAUGCAUUUGUUCGCAAAGGCCUUCGUAAUGAUGUAAAAAGUCAUGUGUGUUGGCAUGUUUAUGGACUCCUGCAGCGCUCUGAUAAAAAAUAUGAUGAAGCUAUUAAGUGCUAUCGAAAUGCUCUGAAAUUAGAUAAAGACAAUCUACAAAUUCUGAGAGAUCUCUCACUGUUGCAGAUCCAAAUGAGGGAUCUUGAAGGCUACAGAGAGACCAGGUAUCAGCUGCUGCAGCUGCGGCCCACGCAGAGGGCUUCUUGGAUUGGAUAUGCAAUUGCAUAUCAUUUGUUAAAAGAUUAUGAUAUGGCCUUAAAAUUACUGGAAGAGUUUAGAAAAACUCAGCAGAUCCCUCCUAAUAAAAUAGACUAUGAAUAUAGUGAAUUAAUAUUGUACCAGAAUCAAGUUAUGAGAGAGGCAGAUCUGUUUCAAGAAUCUCUGGAACACAUAGAAACUUACGAGAGGCAAAUAUGUGACAAGCUCAUGAUAGAUGAAAUAAAAGGAGAAAUGUUGUUGAAGUUGGGAAGAUUGAAAGAAGCUUCUGAAGUCUAUAGAGAGCUUAUUGAUCGGAAUGCAGAAAAUUGGUGUUACUAUGAAGGCUUGGAGAAAGCUCUACAGCCACGCUCUUUAGAUGAGAGACUAGAAAUGUAUGAAGAAAUAAGCAAGCAACAUCCAAGAGCGGUUUCACCUAGAAGAUUACCUUUAAACUUCGUCACAGGUGAAAAAUUUAGAGAACUAAUGGAUAAAUUCCUGCGGGUUAACUUCAGUAAAGGCUGCCCACCCUUGUUUACCACUUUGAAAUCUUUGUAUUACAGUAAAGAAAAGGUUUCUACGAUCCAAGAGCUUGUUACUGGUUACGAAGCUUCUUUGAAAACCUGCGACUUGUUCAGUCCAUAUGAAAACAGCGAUCAAGAGCCACCGACAACUCUGCUUUGGGUUCGCUAUUUCCUUGCACAGCACUUUGACAAACUGGGUCAGUUUUCCCUGGCCUUGGAAUACAUUAAUUCUGCCGUUGCAAGUACGCCAACACUAAUAGAGUUGUUCUAUCUGAAAGCAAAAAUUUAUAAGCAUGUAGGCAACCUAAAGGAGGCUGCCAAAUGGAUGGAUGAGGCGCAGUCGUUGGAUACAGCCGAUAGAUUCAUCAACUCCAAAUGUGCAAAGUAUAUGCUGAGAGCAAACAUGGUGAAGGAUGCAGAAGAGAUGUGUUCCAAGUUCACACGGGAAGGAACUUCUGCCAUGGAGAAUCUCAAUGAAAUGCAGUGCAUGUGGUUCCAAACAGAAUGCGCUUUAGCUUUUCAGAGACUAGGGAAAUAUGGAGAUGCCUUGAAAAAGUGCCAUGAAGUGGAGAGGCACUUUUUUGAGAUAACAGAUGAUCAAUUUGACUUCCACACCUACUGCAUGAGAAAGAUGACACUCCGUGCCUACGUGGACCUCUUGAGGUUGGAAGACGUUCUCAGGCAACAUGCCUUCUACUUCAAGGCGGCUCGCUCAGCAAUUGAAAUCUACCUGAAGCUAUAUGAUAAUCCGCUAGCCAAUGAAAGCAAAGAACAAGAAGUAAAUUCAGAAAACCUUUCGGCCAAAGAGCUUAAGAAAAUGCUUAGUAAGCAAAGACGAGCACAGAAGAAAGCUAAACUGGAAGAGGAAAGAAAGCAUGCAGAGCGAGAGAGGCAGCAGAAGAACCAAAAGAAGAAGCGAGAGGAGGAAGAGGAAGAAACCAGUGGUCCCAAGGAAGAAUUAGUUCCUGAAAAACUGGAAAGGGUUGGCAAUCCAUUAGAGGAAGCAAUUAAGUUCCUUAUACCACUUAAGAAUCUUGCGGCCGAUAACAUAGACACACAUCUUUUAGCAUUUGACAUUUAUUUAAGGAAAGGAAAGUUUCUCUUAAUGUUGCAGUCGGUUAAAAGAGCUUUUGCUAUUGACAGUAAUAACCCGUGGCUACAUGAAUGUUUAAUUAAAUUCUCCAAAUGUGUGUCUGAUCAUAGUAAUCUGCCAGAAAUUGUGAACAAAGUCCUAACCCAAGAAAUGCAGAAGAUUUUUAUUAGUAAAGAUUUGGAAAGUUUCAAUGAAGAAUUUCUCAGACGCAAUUCUACCUCCAUACGGCAUCUGCUGUCAGGUGCCAAGAUGAUGUAUUUCCUGGACAACUCAAGACAAGAGAAAGCUAUUGGCAUUGCGACUAAACUAGAUGAAACGAUGACAGAUAAAAAUGUGAAGACUUUAACAACAGUUUUGGAGUCCUUACUCGAUGGCAGCUUUGGAUCCAGCCCCACCCAGAGUGAUGACUAUCGCCUGGCCUGCCACAAACUCUUUCCUUUAGCAGCUGCAUUUGUCUCUCCCACGAAGGAAGACGAUGGUAGCUUUGCAUCGAUCAAUCAUACAGCCAUUCAUCACAAUGUGCUGUCCAAUGAAAUUUAAAGCCGAGCAAUGGGAUUUGUGCUCUCUUCCAGACUGGUUGAACACAGUUCAGGGUUUAUACUUCCGAACACAUCGGAAAAAUUCAAACAGGCAGUUGAAUGAAAAUGUCCUGUGCUAUGAGCUCAUUUCUCUCAACAGGAGCUGCUGAUAUUUAUGUAGACAUCUAUCUCUGCAUAAUACUGGUUAUGUUUAUAUUUGUACAGUUAUGGAUCUUUUUAUCCAAAAUCAUGGACGCAAGAGAUUGACCAUUCACAUGAAUGCUGUUACAUAUUCAAAUAAAUACAGCCACUUCUUAUAAAACCUAUUGGAUUAGCAAACUUGGCAACUUAAAAGGGUUAUCAUACUUGUCCAUUGUUUUCAGCUUUUUUAUUUGUUUCUUUCAAAGCACAAAUCCUAAUUAUGGGUGAUGGCAGUUUUCUGUUUAUUUAAAGCAUUUUAUGGAAACUGCUUAAUUCGGAGAGCUUAUUUGUGUUUUUAAAUUGGUAUGCUUUUUUUAAAAAAGCUAUAACCUCCUUUUUCUCGUAACUAUUAGUUUGAACUGUUUAUUAAAUAUUUUUGAACUAUUGAAUACCCGCUAUUACUGUUUAGAUACUUGUUUCUUCACCACUUACAAAUUUUGAAAUAUUAUUCCACUUUUUUGUGGGGGGAGGGUACAACAACAUAGAAUGUGGCCAAUCCCAGAUAAUAAGUUAUGUUUAAAUAUGAUGUUGAGCUCUGUUAAAACUCACAAGAAAUGAACUUCAGUUUUUGCUGAAGUAUUGAUUUAAGUGCUAUAAAGCAAUUAGUGGUUAAUAUUUACUUUAACAAAUUUAAAUGAGCACAAUUAGUUUGUCUACAAAUCACAGUUGAUAUUUUUCUUUGUAUUUUGGUGCAUUAAUCCAAAUGGAUUACGUCUACAACAUAUCAAAGUUCUAAGUCAACCAUCUUAAAUGUUUUACUUCAAUGGCUAUUCAUGACAACUUUAUAUAAACUGCUGUCCAAACUUAAAAUACACCCUGGCUUGUACAGAAAAUCCAUUUUCUGAAAAAUAAUCGAACCAGUUUAUUUCCUUUUAAUGGUUAAUGUAAAUAUUUAAGUAAUAUUACUUAGGCCCUAUGCAAAAUCCAAGAAGGGAAGUUUUACCAAGACAGACAGUUAUCUUGAAGACAGUCUCUUCUGUCAUCUGUUUAGAAUCAAUAGUUGAAUGAAAAAUUCACUGUAAAAUAAUGCCAACUGAUGUAAUGCUGUAAUAAAUUAUUUUGUACACAUUG